This is a messenger RNA of Marasmius oreades (fairy-ring Marasmius), 1023 nucleotides long. RefSeq lists its product as uncharacterized. Gene Ontology annotation, cellular component: mitochondrial inner membrane peptidase complex; membrane. The transcript has 5 exons. Gene Ontology annotation, molecular function: serine-type endopeptidase activity. NCBI's taxonomy places the organism in Eukaryota, Fungi, Basidiomycota, Agaricomycetes, Agaricales, Marasmiaceae. The record is from RefSeq and is a predicted model, not a curated record. Bases 1 to 582 code for a protein of 193 amino acids.
AUGGCCGCUGGCGACAUGGUGCGAAGUCGCGCUUUCGUAUGGAUGCUCGAAAGGCUCGUGAGGCUUCGUGAACCAGGCGCAGCGAAGCAAGCAGCUAGAAAUGUCGCCCUCAGGAGCUUCAAGGUUUUCAAUUUUUUCUGUGCUAUCCAUCUUUUCACCGACUACGUAGGAAGGGCUUCCACGAUGGAAGGUCCUUCCAUGCUACCAACGCUUGCGAACGAAGGUGAAAUAGUCAUUGAAGACCGCCUUACAUACAGGCUUUGGCCCAACUCCUUCACGCGCGGCGACCUGGUAAUCCUGAAAUCGCCAAUAGACUCCAACCGAGUAAUCUGCAAACGCAUUAUUGGACUCCCUGGUGAUACUAUAUGCGUUGAUCCAACCGGCGAAAAAGCACCUUCUACCGAACACGUCGUCAUUCCUAAAGGGCAUAUCUGGAUUAGUGGUGAUAACUCUGCUUAUUCGAGGGACUCUCGUGAAUACGGACCUGUUCCAAUGGCGUUGGUUCGUGGAAGGUUAUAUGCUAGAGUUUGGCCACCCAGUACUGCUACUAUUUUUCGCAGCAAUGCAAGAAGACUUGAAUAGUCCUUAAGAGAUCAAUAUACAAGUGCCCUGCUUUCGAAUAUCCAUCUACCGACGGUUCCUGGUUCCCAUACGUUACGAGUGGGGCAGCUCGGAUGGAACUCCGACAAUCAAUGACAACGAUGCCUCAUCUCGCAGGAUAUUGCGAAACGCAACCGUCAAGAUGCGAAUGGCGUCGUUGCCAUUCAUCGGAGGAAUCAACAGUCAAAGAGAUCAUAGAGAGACAGAUCCCAUAUACUGUCUGUUUGUCGAGUUUGACGGAUUGGAGUGUUCGUUACUUUGCAACACCGACCGGCGAAAUUGAUAGUGACUGGAUCUGAUUGGAUAAUUACUACUCCCCCCAGCCCUUACAGCUGUUUCAAUAAUUGUAGGCCGUUUUCAGAAAAAAUUUAGAUGAUGACCAAGCAGGUCUCACGACAUUUCCCCGUUACUUGUCCGUUACCU